CAGCAAUUGGUCAGGUGUUUGCGAAAGGAAGAGGGAAGGAGAAAAUCAAAAAGAAAAAAGAAAAAGAAAAAGAGGGCAAAAAAGAAGGACAAAAAGAGAGCGAAACACAGGACCUGGGGGACAUCCGUCCUCCACCACCCCAGACAUGGAGGCCGCGUCGCUUUUGAAGCUGACCACCGCGCUGGAUCAAGGCUCCUCUGAGCACAUGCCCCAAAAGCUCGAGGAGCUAUGGCAAGCAUUGACGGGAUGUGUCUCUGGCGGGUCUCACGCCACGGAGAAGGUGAUCCUCAGAUGGCUGCUCAAGGCCAUGAACGGGCCCUCGCCCGAUGCCGAGACGCUCCGCCGGUACCCCCUGACAUGGGCCAUCAUGGGAUGCGUGUUUGCACGCAUUCCCCUCUUCUCGCUGGCCAAGGCUCUCGCGGACCGGCGCUUUGUUGGGAUCCUCCAGCGGACGGCAAAGGAUCUGUCCACGCCCUGCGCCCCAGACGCUGCCGCGCGACCAGACACAACUGCCAAGGCUCCCAAGGACUCACGGAAGCGCAAGAGAUCAUCCACGGCGCCUUUCGAUCUCGACGCUCUCCGACACCCCAGAGGCUGUCUUGAGUCGGCCGGGCCGCUGUUUGCAGCCCUCGAAGUCCUGCUGUUCAGGGCGGCCCCGAACGACGCCAGUCCUCCCGCCAGCGAGCGAGCCGGGGCCGAGCAUAUCAAGGCCCUCUUCCGCGCCCCGGCCUCUGAGGCCAUCGCUAUCCUGUCGCCUCUGCUGGCCAUCUGCGAUCUUGCCAUCAAGAAUCAGGGCUCUAUCGAUGUGUUUGAUGGCCAGCAGUCAUGGAUCCGCACUGCGACCGGGCUGUGGGAGCUGCGCCUACACAAGGCCACCGACACCCUCGAGUUCGCCAUCCACACCGCCGGACCCUGCUGUCUUAUGUUGUCAGAGUUGCCCAAUGGCGGUAGUGCCUCUGCCUCACUAGGCCUAAACCGAGAGGUCGGCGUCGCUUGGGCUAGAGAUCUUAAGCGCCUGAUGACAAGAAACUUCACUAUGCCUGCCAGGUCCGAGUUUCUGACCCAGAAGCGUACCGAAGUCAUCGGCACCCCAGUCAGGUUGAACAAUCUGCAGGCCGCAGUUCUGUCUCCGGCCAUUUUUCUCCUGGUGCUGGAAACCCCAAGUGCCAUUGGUGGAACGAGCGUGAUUAGGGACAACAAGGAGUGGCUCGAGGCCGUGUUUGAUCUCCUCGAGUCCGCUCUGCGCUCUUUGGACACCGUGGAGAGAAAUACGAUCGUGAAGCAACUUCUGAGAAUGGCUCUGGCGCAUGGCUGCACACCGUCCCUAGCCUCCCUGCAGUUCAUCUGCGGGUUUUACGCUAUCAACAACGAGAACGUGGACUGGGCCCUGGUGUCUGCCCUGGCAGAGUGCGACGCAGACGUUUUCCUUGCGUCCGAAAAGGGAAGAAGCCUGCUUUCUGAUAUCAUGAAGCGUGCUCCCCACGCAUCCAUAUCUGAUGGCGUUGACCACGAUUCUCUAUGCUCCAUGAUGCUGUCACUUGCUAGCGCAUCCGUGAGGGCGAGAGAGUUCCCGAGGUUCGUCAACCAGUGGUUUGACAAUCUUACAGAAUGCUUCGCGGCCGCCGCUUCCCUCGGGACGUCUCUUGCCAAUGUAUUCUGGUUCGAUGUCCAAGUCACUUCGGCCAUCUCGGGCUUUGUCCAGCAGGCCCUGACGACCAAGCAACUCACCAACUUGCUCGGCAACCUGGCCGAAGCCAAGAGCCCGUCGGCACAGGCCGCCCGAGUCAUCGUCUUCGACGCCAUCUGCCGGGGCAUCACCGCCGAGGAUUUUAUCGACGCCGCCGCCCAGGCCUUGUUCCAAACGGUGUGGACUGAUCCCAUCCCGUUCAACAUGGGCGAGGCGUCGGCUGCUCAGUGGAGGAUCGCAUCCAAAGCAUUCACCUGGGGGCUGGCAGCGCGGGGAGAUGGCAUGGGACGCCGCGUAGUCAAGGCCUUGGGGAAGGUUCUGGGGAAGAAACGUGCGCAGACUUCGGAUCCGGCCAUCUUUGACGCCUUCAGGUGCGCUGCGGCGGCCUGGUCGUCGUCUUACGUCGGCGACGGGUCGACUGCCGACCCUGAAUCGGCCAUUCCCCUCUUUCUGGGCCGGCUGAGCCUCGAGCUUCGCGAAACAGGCCUAGACUGUAACGAUUCUCUCCUCGCAAUCCGUCCGGAGCCGACCCAGGAUGUUGCCGCUGCCGAUCCGUUCCGUCCAUUCCAACUAAGCAGCAUAUCAGCAACCACAUAUAUUGCCUGGGUAUUGCUGUGGUUCCCCAGACUCGUAUCAAUCCUCCCCGUGGCAUCCGCCGACGCACCUCCCGAGUUCGUGACUGCCAUGAUGCAGUCCAUUUGCAGCAUAGAUAUCGCGGCUGGUGAUAGCGCUCAGGCCUGUCAUGAUUUGUGUUCUAUGGAGUUGAUAAGCUCAAUGAGCGCUAUCCACGGCGAGAAACCACCUCUGAGGGACCUCGUCGACCCUGUCAUCAACAUCCUGUCUGGCUUGGACUCUAAUCUAGGGGCCACGGCGGGUUUCCUUGUCAGACUACCUGGCGAAUGCAUAUCUCGAAACGACCGUGAACGAAUUGUGUCAACCUUAUUCGGCCUAUCACUCAAACAAUCUACGUCCGCCGAGGAUGGAUGGGUUUUCGGGGAGAGCGCACUGGGCGCCAUGGUUCAGAUGAUGAGGGUGAAGCCUACGCUAUGUCCUGAGCUGAACUUCCGUGGGCUGCUUGAACUUGGCUCCCGUGUCGUCCCUGGUGUUUCCAAGCGCGAGAAGCAUGAUUCAGAGCGCCCCCUAGGCACUGAGGCUGUUGCUUUGAGGCUACUUGAGGAACUAGCUCGAUUAACACUCGGGCAAAUGACGGUCUCCAACGGCGCCAGGGAGAUGGUAUACGUCCGAGAGAUAUGGCCAGUAUUGUCCGAACACAUACAGAAACAGCGACAGGAUGGCGGCCCUGUAGCCCUCACGCUUCUAUCCGUCUUCGUCUCAUCCAUGAGGCAGCUUGGCCCCUCGAAGCACUUCACACAAGAGGUGACUUGCGUAGACGAGGCUACCAAGGAGCUUUGCCGCUUGGUGACGGGGGCCAUGACGAAGUUCGUCGAGGCUAUGGAAAAGAAGGAGAGGAAGAAGAAGGCAGAGACAGAUGCGAGGUCUCUCUUUGGGCUACAGACGGCUUUAUCGGCAUCCGAGUCGUGCUGGGGCCCUGAACUUGAAGCAUCUCUUAUGCCACUGCGAGAGAAGAUAUCAUCUGUAUAUCCGGCGCUCUGUCAUGUCGAUCCUGAACUAGGGUCUCUCCUCACACCGCUUCUCAGCGAUCGUCUUGGCCUGCAUCCGGCGGCCGACCAGGGUGAUCCCUUCGACAAAGAGCUGAACCUCAACAGAGUGCGAGGCUUAGUCGACGCUGAAGGGGAUGUGGCCAAAGCGAGCCUGCUUCGAAAGGUGACAGCACAAUUGAGGCAGUCACCUACUCGGCCAGAGCAGCUGCUCACUGCCCGGCUAGCCUUGAAGCAGAUGACAGCUACCUACCCGCCCGAAGCCGCAGCUGACCUCAGCAUGGCGCAGAGCGCGCUUGCGCAGCUCCUGGUGCAGCCUGGGUCUCUGACGGACUUUGUCGACGCCGCGCGGGCAAGUCACGCGCUACUGGAAGAGAAGCCAAUAUCGGCCACGCAGUGGAACGUGGAGCACACGCUGGCCAGCAUAUGCCUGCUCUGCUCGCCCGACAACCCUGCAACCGAGGUCGUCCGGCGCUCGGCGCAGACGUUUGAGUGGCUGUGCCACCUGGCCGAGGCCGUCCUGAAGCGCCACCGCCGCCGCCUGGACGGCCACAUGCACCUCCUCGUCGCCACGCUGCAGUCGCUCCUCUCGUGCCUCGUCCGCCACCCCUACGACUCGGACCGCCAGGGCUGGGCGUCCGGGGUCGCGGUGGGCGCGGCGCCGGAGAAGUAUCCGCACUGGGAGAGGCACGCGCGCGUGUUUGCGCGCCUCCUGACGCUCGUCUGCGAGCCGAGCGCGGCGUCGGUCGCGCGCCCGCAGCAGGGCGCCACGCUCGACUCGGCGACGGACGCGGCCAAGCGCGUGGCCGGGCAGUACAUGUACCUCGUCAUCGUGGCGCUCAUCAGGCUGCAGCUCGAGGGCGGCGUGCCGCACGGCGUGCGCGAGGCGCUGCUGCCCGGCGUGUAUUCCAUCCUUGACAUCACGCCGCCGGACCUGCGCCGGGUCAUGGCCGACGCCAUGGACUCGAGCGGCAGGGCCAUUUGGAAGGAUCUUUAUGAAAAGUACCGCAAGUUUGGGAAAUGGAGGGGGAUCUGAGGCGUUGCGUUGCGGCCCUGCUGGGAUUGAAUAGAGCGCACGGAGUCACAGAAGGAGCUUGUAUAGAGAAUCAUGAUCCGAGAACUGUAGUUUUACAUGUCCGGCUGUAUACUGUAGAAGUAGACCAGACGAAAGCCUACCUCUUUGGUAGAUGGCUCAUACAGACUGAGUACGGGUAUAUGGUGUAUUCGAUUAUAGGUCUAAUCAUGCGCUUCGUAAGGAGUCGCCGGCAGCAGCAAUCUCAUGCAGCUUUGCGAUGCAUAACUACAAAGUGGAGGCCCAAAGGGCGGCAGGCA
Molecule: messenger RNA, 4638 nt
Organism: Gaeumannomyces tritici R3-111a-1
Lineage: Eukaryota; Fungi; Ascomycota; Sordariomycetes; Magnaporthales; Magnaporthaceae
Exons: 7
Coding region: 146-4342 (1398 amino acids)
Biological process (GO): ribosome biogenesis
Cellular component (GO): nucleolus
Source: RefSeq, a predicted model, not a curated record